GUUUAUUCGACGCCACGAUAACUCGACCUUGAGAGCCUCGUAUGAUCUAACUAGAUGAGUAUUCUAUGUCCAGAAUCGACCAGUACCGAUGAGUGUCUUUUCUUACCCAAAACUGCCCACUCAGGCUUUCCUUUUACUCUGCCUCGUUGUGUGUAUGGCUGUGUCCUGUACACUUCUCGUUCUGUCUCAUCUCUCCACUUCCACUUCCACUUCCACUGUGCCCUCGGUGCGCAUUGUGGAAGUAUGGUAGGUGGUACUCAGCCUCGUUUAGCAAACAACAUCUGAUGACUUUUGGGGGGGGCAACACCAACAUUCACGAACCCUUACUGCGGCUCAGAUCCAGGUAAGGCAAACAUGGGACCUGAAGAAAAGGAUAUAUAAAACCUCUUCGACCCACCGAGGUGGAAAAAGACAUUCUCCCUAUCCCAACAAGUUUCAUCAUCACAAAUCAAUCGAUACAUCCAAAACACUUACAACUAAACCACCACUCUUCAACAACACAACCUCUCGCCUAAACAUCACAACCAUGCUUUCCUUCAAGUCCAGCUACUUCGUCGCCCUCCUUCCUCUCCUGGGCAGUCUCUCCUCCUUCGCUUCAGCCAGUCCCAUCGACACCCGUCAGUCCGGGGUCUCGGUGACUUUCAUCGGCGCCGCCGACGCUCAAUACACGUUGGAGAUUCCUGCCAAUUCGGUCUUUACUCCCACCAACAACGCACUCUCCAUCUCACACAUCCAAACUUCCGCAGGUGGACCUUGCGUCUUUUUCGGCGUCGACGGUGCCGUCUUCGUCGCCCCGGCCGCCGGUGGUUACGGUGACGUCGGCCCCCCACAGACCAUCGCAGGUGGUAUCUGUGGUCCAUUCCCAGGUCAUCAAUAUGGGAUGUGGUAGACCUUUGAAUCCCUGGCGCACCAUGCAAUCGACUUCGAUUCCCUUUUCCUUUGUUGGUACUUUGUCUUUUGGGUAAUAUGCAUAGCGUUCGGUACGGGGUUCGAACUAUCCCAUCGAGGUGAUUUCUCUUUUCUUUGGUAUCUUGCAUGGCGAUGGAGUUUCCGUUUACGAACACAAAUGGUAAAAUACAAGGAUGAAGAUGAAGAUGAAGAUGAUGAAGAUGAUAACCAGGAAGAUGAGAAUGAAAAUAAAGACGAGUAUCAUGUAUUCCACCAUUCCUAAUAUUCAUAUCACCAAUAAUUUCAACAACACA
Messenger RNA from Exophiala oligosperma, 1202 nucleotides. RefSeq lists its product as uncharacterized. Bases 527 to 889 code for a protein of 120 amino acids. The record is from RefSeq and is a predicted model, not a curated record. NCBI's taxonomy places the organism in Eukaryota, Fungi, Ascomycota, Eurotiomycetes, Chaetothyriales, Herpotrichiellaceae. The transcript has a single exon.